AUCCGUGGUAUUCGUCAAGUGCGCCCGUCUGACAGCUUUGAGUCAGAACAUUGCUCCACCGCCUUUCAAGUGACAUAGAAUAAGGAGAACACGAUGGAUAAUGUGAUAGAAGCCGAUAAAUUAGGUCCACAAGUUCUGGAUGAUCUUUUCAAGUCAAUGCCAUCCACAAAGCGAGGAAUUGCCAUUGGCAUCGCUAAUCAAACAUCUCAUAAGUGGAGUGGAAUGAAUGCAUACUUCAAUUCUGGUAAACCUGGGCCAAAUGCUUUACCUGAAUUCGUGGAAAAAGACGAAGCAGCACUGUUCACUGCAACCAAAACAACUGGCCUGGCAAGAGGAAGUGUAGGCGUCGUUACCUUCUUCAUCCCCCAUGACAACAAGACCGUAGCAGUCAUGUUUAGUGUACCAUUCGACCGUAAUUUGUAUAAGAACUGGUGGGAUGCCAAGAUUUAUCCCAGUAGGAGAGAAGCUGACGAUAGUAUGUGGUCUGACAUGUACUACAAUGAUAAACCUUUCAAAGGGGAUGACGGCUGGCACGAGAAAACUAUAGGUGAAGGUUACCGCGUGAAGGGCAUCAUGACAAGCGAAGGCCAAUGUAAACUUCACGUAAAGAUCUGUAAGUGAACCUUUACAAACUUUCUUGUAAAAUUUUGAAAUUACCGCCUGAAAUUCGUAUUAAUUUUGCUGUUAUUUACAUGAUAGCUUUUUUUCUUGUGAGAUAAACAGUUCAAUAUUUAGUCGCAAAAAUGGCGGCGAGGAAGUGCUUCAGAUAGCAUUGAAGGCUUCAUAGGACAGCGUUUUUUCAGAUAGAAUAAACAUUUUUUCGGUCACAAAGCUGUACAAAUGAUUCAUUUAAAGGCCUCGCAUUAGAGUAUUUAAUGUUUCGCGUCAAAGUGGCUUGAUGUUAGACCAUGAGCUAUUAGGCUUUUCAGUCCAUUUUACGGUUAGAAUCAUGGUUUUAUGCGUCCACCAGGUCUCAUAGUUAGUGCAGAAUGUCGAAGUCUAUCGCCAAACUACCAUGUAUUGAAUCGACUUAAUCAACUUUAUAUUA
Molecule: messenger RNA, 1048 nt
Organism: Pocillopora verrucosa
Lineage: Eukaryota; Metazoa; Cnidaria; Anthozoa; Scleractinia; Pocilloporidae
Source: RefSeq, a predicted model, not a curated record